Messenger RNA from Phytophthora sojae, 981 nucleotides. RefSeq lists its product as hypothetical. The transcript has 2 exons. The record is from RefSeq and is a predicted model, not a curated record. Bases 1 to 981 code for a protein of 326 amino acids. NCBI's taxonomy places the organism in Eukaryota, Oomycota, Peronosporomycetes, Peronosporales, Peronosporaceae.
AUGUUUGACGGUUGGACCCACGCUGGCAUUCACUUUGUUGCUCUCUACGCCGUCUACGAGACAGCUGGUAAGCUGCGCAUACCGCUACUUGGUAUGUCUCCCCUUGAAGACGGCGAUCAGACGGCAGACGCCCACAUCAAGCCGUUCAAGAACAUCCUGGAUGUGUACGACAAGACCAGCGACAUGGUGGGGUUUCUGGUGGGGGACAACUGCGCAACUAACCAGUCCAUUGCAACCAAGAUGGGUAUCCCCCUCGUCGGCUGCGCCAGUCAUCGUUUCAACCUGGCUGUGAACAAGUUCACGGAGCCGUAUGGCGACUUACUGGACGAAGUCAACAACCUUAUGGUGGAGCUACGUCAUGAAAACAACCGUGCCGAGCUGAAGAAGUACACCGAUCUCGUCCCUAUCAAGCGGAACGUCACGCGUUGGUCCUCGACGUUUACAAUGGUGGAGAGGUACAUUCGUAUUCGCGCAGAGAUCAAGAAGGUCGACGCCGUGGAGAAAAUGGUCCCAACCGGCGGGAAGCGCCGGAAGUUGGUCGCGCUGUUUGAGCACCUCAAGAAGUUCGAGAGCGUCUGUAAGCGGCUUCAGCGCGAGGACACCGAUAUGGGAGAGGUACGCCUGAUGUUCGACUCCCUCAUCGUGGAGUACCCUGUCAUGUCAGAGCAUCUGAAGUCGACCGCCAAGAUCGUCCAUACGCCUGCAUUCGAAUCGGCCCCAAAUACCACACGUUACAUACCGCUCGUGAAAAUGGUUCCUCCGACGUCAGACACGGUCGAGCGGCUUUUCUCUCAGUGCAAGCUGGUAUUGACACCGCAGCGUCGAUCUAUGCUUCCGGCCAACUUCGAGCAGCUGGCGUUUCUCCGGGUCAACCGCGGCAUGUGGGACGUUUCCACAGUAGCCCGAGUUAUCAAGCAGCAGGGUAGCAAAACUAGCAGAGGCAUUGAUAGUGGGGAGCGUUCUAGCUACAUAACUCAAUAA